AAAAAAAAAAAAAAUACAAGUUCUCAAUUUUUUUUCUCUUUAUUCUUCUUUCCUUAUUUUGUUAAGGCACGAAUUGAUUCUCUUUACUUUGUUUGUGAAAGGUACCAAUAAUAAAAAUACAGAGGAUAAGUUAUGGGAGAUUACUCUGAAGAUGAAAGCUCCUAUGAUGCAAGCCAAGGCUCCGAUCUUGAUGAAACCGACCAAGCUUGGUCCAAUGAAGAGGAGGGCUGUGAUGGGUCCUGUUCUGAUGAUAACUACUCUAUGUCAGAGUAUGGAGACGACCCUGAUGAAGCAUAUCCUGAACCAGAGCCCCCUGAUUACUCAUAUGAAGAUACCAGCCACCAAGGAGAGUAUGAAGGAGAAACUGAACCAAAUAUCAGUUUCAAUGAAGAAGAUGAAUUUCCUGGAGAUAAUACAGAACGUGAUGAUCAAGAAAUUGAGCAGGAAGACUCAUGGGAAGAGGAGUCUGGUACUGAAAUCAGCUUAGAAGAAGCAUGUGAGCAUGAAGAAGAGUCUUAUGCAGAAGAAAGACCAUGGUGUGAUUACUCUGAUCGAGAAGAUGAGCCAGAUAGCUUUAUUACUAACUCCGAAAAUGAGGAGGACGCCAUAAGUGAGGCUGGAAGAAAUGUUAAAGAGUCUAAACUUGUCUUGGAUGAAGAGGAAGAAGUUGAAAGUGAGGCCGGAAGAAAUGUUGAUGAAUUUGAAGCACACUCCACAUACUUCUCUGGUUUUGGCCAAAGAGACGAGACUUACCUCAAGUGGGAGGACGAAAUGGAAACCUUGUUCCAGAGGCACCAGUUUCAAGAAGAAAAGAAGCUGCCAUAUGCCACUAAGACACUCACUGGACCUGCUCUUGCAUGGUGGGAAAAAGAGCAAUUUGCUCAAUGGUACUACAAAGAACCGGAUCUUACUUGGGAGAGUUUCAAAUCAGUUUUUCUUGAAGAUUUUGUAAAACAAGAACCAGAUCCAUCCCCUAAGUGUGCUACUCACGUGGUCUAUGCUCCCAGCAACCCUAAGAACUUCAAGGCUGGAAGCAAGCAAGUUAAUCAUCAUCACAGCCCACAAAAGAUGAAACCGGCUGUAGAGAAGAAAACUUUCAAAAGACAAGUGGGUUUACAGCCAAGUUCACUCCAGUGUACAAAGGUGCCAGGCACAUUCUCAUAUUCAAAAGGAAAUUUAGGAUCAGAGAGAAAGAAGGCCGGAUUUGUUCUUGAGAGUAGGAAACCCCAAGAUGAAUCUAAGGCACAAAGUUUACAAAAGCCACCAGCUCCAACAAAUCCAAGUAUAAGGCAAGAAGAUGGACAGCCAAACAAUGCUGAAAGGUUGAAAGAAAGCCAUGGGCAGCACCUGACUUGUCCACAAAACGUUGAAGAAGUUGCAAGAACCAUCCAAAGCACACAUGCUGCCAAUGAGCAAAUCAUUCUUCAACUACCUGAAACUAUUUGGGUAAAUCUGAAUUUAAAUUCUCUUAUUUAUAAUUUUUCAAACCCAGAUAUAAUGCACUUGUUUCCUGGCAAAAGUUUUGAAUUUAUUUCAGGAAUAGAAGUCACUGAUCACAUGGAUGAUCAACACAAGGAGAUUACAAGGUGUUUAGAUGCCAAAGUAAAACAAGAAGUUACCACCAACAACUUCUUGAUUCCAGACGACCCUCAAGGUCUUGCACCACCCACCAAAAGGCCAGAUCACAGCAGAGGAGUAUUCUUGUCGUUCUUACUCAAAGGAGAGCCACAAGAUGUGCCAUCAAAGAGCAAACCGAUCAGAUACCAAGGUAAGGCCCUAGAAUCUCAAAAGAGGAUGAAACCUAACUUGCUCUAUCUUGGUGACCUUGGUGCAGAUUAUCCAGUUUCGAGGUCGAAACUUUUUCAAGGGAGAGGGUAUGAUGUGGGCAUCAAAUCAGUACCUGAACCGGAGGCCAAUCAGUUGCACCAUUCAGCAAACCAAAGGACCAACCAAGAUAUGUGUUCAGUUAAAACGGCGUAUCUUACCGACUCGGAGGAAUUUCACCAUGAAACCAAUUUUCAUGGAUUCUACACUCAAGUAGGGUCCAAUCCCAAUUGGAAUCAGCCCAAAACCAUUCCGGACCAGAAAGAUAUGAAUUUUAUAAACCGGAGGUUUCUCAGCCCGUCCAUCUGCGAGGGUCCGAGUUUAGAAGCAGUUUCAAGCCCAAUGAAGAAGCAUUCUGAUCCAAACCAGUUCAUGGACUUCAAGGUGGAUCUCUUAGCUUUCCAACAACUCAAGAAUGAGGAGAAAAGUCCAUGGAAUUAUGGAGUUAUGGCCCAUUUCCCUAAACCGGUCAAACCAGUUCUGCACCUGCCUUAUUUGGAGUCUCACCGGUUCAAUCAAUCCCAAACCAAGCUAUGGCGACCAGGAGAGACAUCUAACCAUUCAGGAGACCAAUACAAGCAUCCAGGAGAGUCAGAUACAUUCUUACAAUGCACCAGCAUCCAUCAGAUUGUUCAGAAUCAACCAAGACCAUACUUGCCAUUUUUGGAGUCAAAAGCCAUCAAUUCUCAACAGCUCUUUUCCCAUCAAGAUUGGCACGACUUCUACCAAUAUUUCUGCAGUAAAGAUGUUCCUAAGAAGCUUACCUACAGCCUUAAACCGACCAGAUACAAAGCCAUCAUCUCAGCCCUUGAAUCAAGCCAUUUAAACCAAGAAAUCCUCCAACAGCUAGUUUUCUUUAUGUUUGAUUUUCUUUCCUUUGUUUUAUUAUUCUGAGCAAUGGCCACGACCUAUAUAAGCUCAUUCUAUUGCUUUGUACAGAUCACCUUUCAAUCCUUAAGAAAUAAUAUUCAGUUUGUCUUUUAUCAAAGAGUUUCUUUGCAUAAAAAUCUGUUCUUUAGUUUCUAAGUGUGAGAUACAUUAGAAGGCUAUUGAGCUCGUGGUUCUUAGGUUCUUUGUGAGAUACAGGAGCCUUGAAACACAGAUUGAGAGAGUCAAUCAAGCACCCACGGAUUGAGAGAGUCAAUCACCAUCUAUCCACCAUCUUCCAUCUUCAAACAUCUAUCCAUAUUACCAUUCCAUCCCUUUAUCUUUUAGUUUCUGUUCUUGUUUUCAUUAAUCAUAAACUCAUUGUUUUUCCUUUGUUUUCAGGAUAGAUUGGAUCUCAAAGGCCAGCAAGUCGUGCAUCUUCACCAUCCUUUCAUCCGGUCUUCAUCUCCAUCGAUAAGAUCGACCCAUCGACCAUCCCAC
Molecule: messenger RNA, 3192 nt
Organism: Raphanus sativus (radish)
Lineage: Eukaryota; Viridiplantae; Streptophyta; Magnoliopsida; Brassicales; Brassicaceae
Exons: 2
Coding region: 133-2718 (861 amino acids)
Source: RefSeq, a predicted model, not a curated record